This is a messenger RNA of Monoraphidium neglectum, 1515 nucleotides long. RefSeq lists its product as hypothetical. The record is from RefSeq and is a predicted model, not a curated record. Lineage: Eukaryota; Viridiplantae; Chlorophyta; Chlorophyceae; Sphaeropleales; Selenastraceae. The transcript has 5 exons. The coding region runs from base 1 to 1515 and encodes 504 amino acids.
AUGCGGUUGGCGACCGAAAAGUGGGCGUUCAUAGCCGGCAGGGAGGUGGAGGUGGGCUUUGACAUUGCACCACCCGUCAUGCUUCUGUCGCCGGAGUUUGGCGUGCUGCACGACGCCGCCUACCUGGCACCGCAGUGGACCCCCCCUUCGCACUGGUACCAGGCGAGUCCCCAAAGCGGGCUGGCGUGCGGGCUGGCAGAGGAGGACGGCCGCCUCAACGCCUUCCUUGACUGGCACGAGGAAUGGGUUGGCUUCGAGAUCACGCGUGCCAGACGCGGCAGCACCAGCAACGGCAGCGCGCACGAGCCACGGACGGGCGGUGAGUACGCUGUGCGGGGCAGCAGCAGCCGCUACCCUGUCGUCCUGCUGGAGGCUGAGAACGAGCUUCCAGGUGGCGACCCAGACUACCAGCUGCAGCGGCAGAUGCAGGAGGCCUACUCCAGCCGCCUCUGGCACAAGGACCCGGUGAUCUGUGCGCUGGGGGCGCCUGCACUUGGAGUGGACCUGGCAGGGCCCAACCUCCUCAUCCGCGGCCUGUACACGCUGCACUCGAACACAAUCGUCAGCGAGGCCCUGACCCCGCGCAUCCCGCUGCUGCAGCAGGGCAAGCGCCAGCCCCGCCAGCUGUACCUGCUGGCGGCAACCCUGGCCGGCUACGCGGCAGCUGCCUGGGCGCUGGCACAGCGCGUGGGCAUCGCCGCCGGCAGCGCCGAGGGGCCCCCGCGGCUCCUUGAGCAGCGGGCACAAGAGGUCCUGGGCGCUAUGUCGGAGCUCGGCGUCGAGUAUGGGCCGGCGCUGGCGGGCGCGAGGCUGGACCCGCGGCAGGUGCAAGCCGUGGCGGACUGGCGCGUGGCUGCGGCGCCUGGGCCGACCGAGGCGGCGCCGCUGCUCCCCUACACCCUGCUGCACGUCACAGGCGCGGGCCUGAGGCAGCUGCUUGGCCACGGCGGCAGGCUGCUGUACACAGCCACACGGGCGGACGGGCGCGCUCAAUUUAUCAAGUUCACCACCACUCCCUACCCCAAUCACGUGCAUGACGCAUGGCAGGCGGCGGGGCUGGUGCCGGCGCUGCACCGCUGCGAUGCGCUGCCUGGUGGGUACUGCUGCGUGGCCAUGGACCUGUUGGCAGAGGCGGAUGGCUGGAGGAUGCUCCACGAGCUCGAGGACGGCGGCCCUGACCAGCAGCAGUGCUUCGAGGCUGCGGAGAAAGCGCUGGCCCGCGCGCACGGCAUCCUCGUGCCGCACGGCGGCGGCCGCGCGCCCGCCGUGCACGGGGACAUGCGCGGCCCCAACAUCAUGGUGCGGCGCGCUCGCGGCGUGGACGCGGGCAAUUGCGAUGGCGAUGGGUGGGAGGUCAGGUUUGCGGACUUGGAUUGGGCGGGUUUGGAGGGCGUCGCGCGCUACCCUGCCCGCAUGUCCACCACGCUGCCAUGGCACCCCGACGCCAAGCCAGGCUGUCUGCUGCAGCGGGAGCACGAUACUCAUUUGCUCCAGGCAGCGGGUAUGCGGCGCUAG